Paramormyrops kingsleyae is the source of this 3272-nucleotide messenger RNA. It is a transcript of the gene id3, whose product is annotated as inhibitor of DNA binding 3. Gene Ontology annotation, biological process: negative regulation of transcription by RNA polymerase II; circadian regulation of gene expression; cell differentiation. Gene Ontology annotation, molecular function: transcription regulator activity; protein dimerization activity. Gene Ontology annotation, cellular component: cytoplasm; nucleus. Lineage: Eukaryota; Metazoa; Chordata; Actinopteri; Osteoglossiformes; Mormyridae. The record is from RefSeq and is a predicted model, not a curated record.
GUCUGCGUACAGCUGCACACAGAGCCGGGGGUGGAGGGAGGGAUGGGGACGGAGGCAGACUCCCUGACGCCAGUCUCGAAACUCUCCCAUCCCCUGGAAAAGAGCCGCGAUUGUGCUGCGCUCUUUCCGACUGCAGGGCACCUGAUCCCCGCCGCAGCCACAGCACCGCGGAGUGGCCAGCCACUGUGCAUUGUGCAAGACAAGCCCAUUUCAUUAUUUAUUAGAAGCUCAUUUAUUUUAGUGGACCGGGACGCUGGUAUUUUCGGGAUGGUGUUUAGCUGUUCUCCUGCCGGUUUCUGCACACAUCGUGUACCCCAUAAUCAGCAGCAUGUCUCCCAUCUCCCGGUUCCUAGCGGUCCGCAUGUACUGAACCAGAAGGCACCGGCGAUUCGACCAUGGCUGCGCUAUCGCCAGCGAUAACUGGGCAAUGUAACCCAGUACGAUCGGAGAGAAAUCUUCCUCCUUAUCAUAUCUGAAGGCAGAGACCAAACAAAAGAAGCCGUACAUUUGGUCGUGCGUUCCCACUUUUUAUUACGCUCAAGUGUGAGACAAAUCCUGCGUUAUUAGUCGAUAUGAUUGCAUGAAUCCCGCUUUCGCACUGAAUAUAACAGCCAGCUGUAAAACAAUCACCAGCAGAGUAAAAAGAGAGCGAAGCAAAUGCUGGCGUCCACAUCUGUGCGCCCCUGAAUUGGGGGGAGAGGGUUGAUUGACAGGAGCGACCCUUACUGCGUUUAAUGUCCACCGGGGCGGGCUCAGUGUCCGGAGUGACGGGCCCGGCGGGGCGGAGGUCCUGGCUGGUCAAUGCGGGCCGCUUGCCAAAGGGACGCGCUGGAACGGCUGAAUGGAUGACGUCGGGAGCCUGGCGCCAGGCUGUCUGGGACUGGCGCGUUAGAUCAACACAGCUGGGAAGGAAUAGGACGCACAGCUGGCGGUGGGGCGCAUUCCUCCACAAAAACAGGAUUGUGAGAAAGGGGAAAAUAAGACCAAAUAGGAACAGAGGGGCGCGCUUUGAUGUUGACUAAAAAUGCAUGUCAUAAACUCAGCAAUGAGUAAUUUCCAAAUCUGAAAAUAGCAUAUCGGGUAGCCCACUCUCAACUUUUCUUGAUAUUCUGGUUUAAUUUUAAUUGUUAUUUUCAAGGUGCAAGAUAGAAAUGGUUGCAGUAUCAACGACCUGCAUAACAGUGGAUCGGGGCAAAGUCACGGGUUCCUGGCCCGCCGGACACGCCACGCGACUGCAGAUGUUGACUAGAAACGGGCGAAAGAGCUUAUUGUGUAACGCGGAGAUAGUCACUGCUGCCUGGAAAUCGAUGCAAAAGUUUUCCCAGCCGCCACAGUGUAUGCGUUCCCCCAAGAUAAACUGAGAAAAUCUAGCAGCAUAUAAAAAUCAAAGCGCACGAUCCUGCGUUUAAGCUGUUUGUCAUUUUAUUAUGGAAAAAAGUUACCGUUGUUAUCGCCCCGACAGUGUACCUGGAAAAGCCAUUUGCGAGGGAGGAAUUUAGAAAUUACACCCCGAGGGAAUGUCAGUGUAAACGAUAGCAGUUAACGGCUUCAAACUGCAAGUAAAGGUAUGACUAUACGUGUCUCCAUGACAUUAUCAAAACGAAUACAAAAUUAAUUGACCGAGUCAAAUUUACCCAGUUUACCAGAAAAUGGUCUGGUUGGCUUGGAGCACAAUUACUAUUUUUGUACAGUGCUUAGUGGUUGACAACAGUGGGGGUCAAUUAUUUUUGACGUCAGGGUGUCUACUGGUCAAAAGAGAAAGAGGCUGGUGAACUGGGUGUCGUAUUUUGCUUAAAUUACAUGCUUCUGUAAAACAAAAUUACCGUUCGUCAGUCUCUACAAAGCAUGGAUCAUAAGCACGUUUUAAUUUUUAAUUAAUGAACUGAAUAACACACAAACAAAAAUGUAUCCUCCAAUUAUUCUCUCUUGCAAUUUUCCUGCUCGAAAUUAUGUUACUUAAACUCCCCACCGAGUAGAAGACUUUCUCUGGUAUUACUUCCUCAUUCUUUGAAUUACGCCUGUGAUUGACAUCUAAUUACAACCAAUCAUAGAGAAGCGUUUUCAGCGACUCGACGCUGUCCUUGUGAGAUUGCCCCUCUAUUGGCUGGUUGGUGCAUGAGGGUUUGUUUAUUAGCAGGAGGGGGCGGGGAAACGUGCUUAAAUAUAACACCUCGGCAUCAUUUCGGCUGUUCAGUCUUCUAAAUGUAACUGUGGUGCGGAAGGAUAGAUAAUAGACUAUAUACAGGCAGAGCGAUUCUAUUAUUAGACAGACAUCACACAUUUGUAGCUUUCACUUUCACCAAAGUUUCAAACCGCUUGACCCACGUAGCAGCCGCGCUCCUAGUUUCCGGAAUAAAGAUGAAGGCUGUCAGUCCGAUGCGGUCCGUCCGGAGCUGCUACGAGGCGGUGUGCUGCAUCUCCGAUCAGAGCUUGGGCAUCUCCCGGACCAAGGCUGCCGUGGAGGAGCCUUUAGGCGCGCUGUGCGACAUGAACGACUGCUACUCGAAGCUGAAGGCGCUGGUACCCAGCAUCCCGCAGAACAGGAGCGUCAGCCAGGUGGAGAUCCUGCAGCAUGUCAUCGACUACAUCUUCGACCUGCAGAUCGCCCUGGAGGGCGAGGCGGCCGUCAGCCCGACGCCCGGCGUGCUGCUGUCACUCAAGGCUUCGGACAUAACGUGCAGUUUUGCUAAAGAAGACGGUGGAUUGUGCCACUAGCAGGUGGCUGACACGGUGCGGGAAACACAUGGGCCCACUUCACUUUGGGCAAGAACGGGAAGGAGGGGUGGGGUAGUUAUUUUCAAGGACUUGGGGGGGUGGUGGGGAAAGUGGGAUGUCAUGACAGAAGAUUAACCUCAGGUCCUCGACGCUCAUUCAUUUCCAGGCUGCGAGAGGCUUAAACACACCAAAGUACAAAGACAUGAGGACAGUGUCUCCAUUGUUACAGUCUGUUCAUUCAACUUUCCUUGAAUUUGAACCCAAAUGAUUUGGACAUAUUAUAUCACAAUCUCUCCGUACUCUUCCUUUCGCUCCCCUUUUCCAUUACGGUGGGUUUCCUAAAGCUCUUGAGAAAUGUUUGGGAUGUAUCUAGCUAACAGUGGGUUUUGUACAGACUUGGGGGUGGGGGGAGUAGAACUCUAUAAUAGAGUCAAUUUGUGAAUGUUUGUAGGGAUUGUGGAUUUCUACAAACAACGUUACUGAGUUUUAUAAACUUUUAUAAAAACGUGUUUUUAUAUGUACCUUUUCUACAUGCUGAAAUAAACUGAUUAUGUACA